AGAGCGUACAGCGUGCAUUCACUAGGCACUUGGCAUUCCAUUCUUCUAGCAUAUCUUACCGUACCACAUAUGAUCUACGUCUUAAACAUUUUAAAAUGAUAUCGCUCGGCAACCGUCGUAGAAUAAUUAAUAUCAUGUUCCUAAAAAAACUAAUUUCCGGAAGCAUAGAUUGUAGCCACUUACUUCAGAAAAUCAACUUUAGCGUUCCAUACCACUGCCCACGGCAUCCUAUUACUGAAAUUUUCCAUAUUCCCGCAAGUAGAACAAACCUCCUUAGAUAUUCCCCUUUAUCAAAGAUAUGUAGUGAAUUUAACCAAAUAUGUGCAUUAAUUGACGGCAUUGACAUUUUUAACGACACGUGUCCUGGUCUCAAAAACAAACUAGUAUCCAAGUUCCUUUGCUUAUAAUUGAUGUGAGAAUGUCAUUCUGAUUACAUUGCGCAGUCUGUUCUAUGUAUUUAUAUUUUUUGCAUUGCCGCGCUCGACUUUUUUAAUUUUUUUAUAGUUUUAUAAUUUUUAUUUAUAAUUUUUUACUAUAUAAAUAUGUGCAUUAUUUCUUAUUUAGUAAUCUGUGAAGUUAGUAGUGUGUGUAGUUAGCUCUUGUUUUCGUGUUGUUUUCAAAUAAAUAUAUUGCUGUAACAUGUCAUAGUGUGUUAUAAGAGAUUGCUGUACAUGCCUGUAACUGGCUUACAUACCAGUACUUUAUUUUAUAUAUGUUAAUUUUAAGCUUGAAUGUUUUGUGUGUAUUGCUGUUGGUGUGUCUAAAUAAAUAAAUAAAAAAAAAAAAAAAUAUUGCAAUAGGAGCAAAACUUUUUGAUUUGCUCUAUACAUUACGUUAGGAGAGUUAAAAUGAUGACGGAUUAAUUUGGCAUCAAAUGAUUUGCUUCAAUUUAUUUCGUUGCCUUCGAGAUCGGCUUCGGCUAUUCUUUACAACCUUUACUUAUAAAUAUAUUCAAGCAAAACAAUAUGACACUCGAGCUCCAGUGAAGUGCACACGCCCGAAUGAAGUUUGGAAUCCUUGUGCACAAUGUUUGGCGGAACGAUGCGGGGAUCUAAACAGUGCCUUAAAACCAAAUUGUCCUGCUCAACUGCGUUCUUACUGCAAUCCGCAGUGCGUGUGUGCAAACGGCUAUUACAGGAACAACAAUGACGUUUGUGUCCCGAAGCAAGCGUGUCCUGGUCAGUGUCCGGUGCCCGCCAGGUGUAGACCUACCUGCUCUGUGCCGAAUCCACCGAACUGUCCACCUUGCAAGCCGCCUAUUGAGAACCAGGACGGUUGUCAAUGUCAACCGGGGUACAUCUUGUCUGAAACAGAAGGGAAAUGUGUUAAGAUAGAAACCUGCCCUAAUCCGUGCAAUGCAAACGAAACGCUCGUAUCCUGCAAAGCUGGCUGUCCCACCGACUACUGUCCAACUAGCGACAGUCGCGCCGUAGUUGCUUGCUCGCUCGCUUACCCAUGCAAUCCUGGCUGCGUUUGUAAACAAAAUUAUAAGCUCCUCAGUGAGAAUGACAAGAGAUGUGUACUGACCACAGACUGUCCUCCAGUCACGUGCACACGACCCAACGAAGUUUGGAAUCCGUGUGCACAAUGUUUGGCGGAACGAUGCGAGGAUCUCAACAGUACCUCUAACCAGAAUUGUCCUGCUGAACUGCGCUCUUACUGCAGGCCGCAGUGCGUGUGUGCAAAAGGCUAUUACAGGAACAACAAUGACGUUUGUGUCCCGAAGAACGCGUGUCCUGGUCAGUGUCCGGUGCCCGCCAGGUGUAGACCUACCUGCUCUGUGCCGAAUCCACCGAACUGUCCACCUUACAAGCCGCCUAUUGAGAACGUGGACGGAUGUCAAUGUCAAGAAGGGUACAUCUUGUCUGAAACAGAAGGGAAAUGUGUUAAAAUAGAAACCUGCCCUAGUAAGUUACGUUUAAAUUUGUUUUCCUACCUAAGCUGAGAGCCUUGAGAGGCUAUAUCAGCGUAACCUUAACUAGUAGGUGAGCUCACGGGGCUCAAACCUGACGACGUUGCUAACACGAACCCUAGCAAGAGCCGUGCUUCGCAGAAUCUACCACCGGAUCGGAAACGCGACCCACUGAGAAGAUCCGGCGAGAAACUCAGUAGGCUGUGUCUGAGGGUUAAUUUACUCGUCGAGCCCUUCGUCGCAAGCGACGGAUUCGACGAUAGCGAUGACUGGUGCU
Messenger RNA from Bombyx mori (domestic silkworm), 2189 nucleotides. RefSeq names its product keratin-associated protein 10-7-like. The transcript is spliced from 6 exons. Lineage: Eukaryota; Metazoa; Arthropoda; Insecta; Lepidoptera; Bombycidae. The coding region runs from base 875 to 1945 and encodes 356 amino acids. The record is from RefSeq and is a predicted model, not a curated record.